CUAUUCUGUCUCUGUCUACUACUAACUCUACUGUCUAGUUCAGUCGUGCUGUUUGCUGUUGCGGCCCCUAGUUCAAAGAAGUAGUGGAUCCUAGACGUCUAAGUCUGAGACAACGAAAGGAAAUAUAAAGGUUGCUCUUUUCAGUUGUGUUCUUUUAUAGUUUUUGUGCAGUCUGAAUCUAUCACAGUUCCCUUUCAAGAAUGGCUGAUAAGUGGAAGACAGUGUUUGUUACUGGCGGAGCUGGCUACAUCGGCAGCCAUUGCAUUGUAGAAUUACUCAACAAUGGCUACCAAGUCAUAGCAGUUGACAACUUUGCCAACUGCGUCAACGGCAACGGAGAAGCUCCGAGUCUAAAGAGGGUGGAGAAGAUAACCGGAAAAACAAUCACCUUCUACCAAUGCGAUCUGCUGGACAGACCAAAACUUGUGGAGAUAUUCGAUAAACACAAAAUAGACUGUGUUAUCCACUUCGCAGCAAUGAAAGCUGUUGGGGAAUCGAUGCAACUGCCUUUACUCUACUACAAGAAUAACCUGAUCGGCACUAUCAACCUACUAGAGGUGAUGAAAGAACACAGCUGCUACCAGUUGGUGUUCUCGAGCUCAUGCACAGUUUACGGCAAUCCUGAGAGGUUACCGAUCACAGAGGAUCACCCGACAGGAAACGUCACCAACGUCUACGGCAGGACUAAGUACUUCAUAGAGGAAAUGCUCAAAGACAUCACAGCAGCUGAUCAGAAUUGGAACAUCAUCUCCCUGAGGUAUUUCAACCCAGUUGGGGCUCAUCAGUCAGGUCUCAUUGGGGAGGAUCCGACGAAGGCUUUCACCAAUCUGAUGCCUUACAUGGCUCAAGUAGCCAUCGGGAACAAGCCUUCGCUCACCAUCUUUGGCAGUGACUACAACACCGUCGAUGGAACUGGUGUGAGAGACUACAUCCACGUCAUGGACUUAGCGUCAGGGCAUGUCGCUGCUCUCUUGAAGCUGCAAAGAGAUCAUCUCAGGCUUAAGGUGUUUAACCUCGGUGCUGGUGCGGGUCUGUCAGUCCACCAGCUGGUCGAAGUGUUCAGUCGUGUCAGCGGUCGACACAUCCCUUGCGAGCAGGCCGACCGUCGUGUCGGGGACGUUGCCACGCUGAUAUGCGACGGCGAGCUGGCCCGACGGGAACUACAAUGGACACCUACCCGAGAUAUCACCACUAUGUGUGAAGACUUUUGGAGAUGGCAAACAAUGAAUCCGCAUGGUUAUAGGUCGGAGGAAACUAAAUGCAAUGGAACUUCAAAGACUAACGGAGUUGAGACCAACGGUCACUGACUGCUGCGAUUGUUAGGUUUAAGUUAUUCUCCGGUACUUAAGUUUAUUUAGAAAUGUUACUUCACACAAGAGCUGUAAAUUAUAUUUAUC
This is a messenger RNA of Macrosteles quadrilineatus (aster leafhopper), 1397 nucleotides long. RefSeq names its product UDP-glucose 4-epimerase-like. Gene Ontology annotation, cellular component: cytosol. Lineage: Eukaryota; Metazoa; Arthropoda; Insecta; Hemiptera; Cicadellidae. Bases 201 to 1307 code for a protein of 368 amino acids. Gene Ontology annotation, molecular function: UDP-glucose 4-epimerase activity. Gene Ontology annotation, biological process: beta-D-galactose catabolic process via UDP-galactose, Leloir pathway. The record is from RefSeq and is a predicted model, not a curated record. The transcript has 8 exons.